UUGGCAGCAGGAGGAGAAAUUAAAAAUAUGUAGGAGCCGUGCGUAAAAGUCCACAAGAUUCCUGUGAGGGGUUGAUCGUCGGUUGUGCCAAAGUGCGACUCGAGGAGCAGCUUAUUCAUGCAAAUUCAUAAAAUCAUAGGCGUGCCUUUGGGCGAUGGAAUCACAGCCGGAAAAGCAAACCCCCUCUUGGAUCAUCAGCGACCUUCAAAGACUGUGAUGCGCAGCGCUCGGACGCAUUGACGGCGGCACCGGGGCAAAUGUUUUAAAAGGACAGAGAAAGAGAAGAGAAAGUUAGGACUCGUUCUCUCCACGCCUCUGUUGACUGGCUGCACUUCUUCCUCCAUACAACCACCAGCUCGACUGCUGCGCCACUGGAUCUCCAACCGCAGGCUUAUUGCGCUAACUGUAAACUGCCGCAACUAUCAGUUUGCCUUGGGGUUUUUAAUAUUUAUUUGAUCUUAUUUUUUAUUUGUUUGCAGUCAGUUCAGACGACUCCAAAUACUGAGAACCCUGAUGCGGAUGAAGUUAUAGGCACCCUGAUAUAUCGAAUUUGUUCGAGAAGACGCGACCACCGACUAUAGUGAGAAAACUUUAAUUUAUUUCAACCGCUGAGGACUUUUCACCCCUCACCAUGUCAGAGGACGACAGUAGCUCCAUCACCAGCUGCGUGUCUGACACGGAAGGCAGCAACGUUAGCGUCCUCAGCUGGGAGCAAGUGCAGCGGCUGGACGCCAUCCUGACGGAGACCAUUCCGAUCCACGGCCGGGGGAACUUCCCCACUCUGGGGAUGCAGCCGCGGCAGAUCGUUAAGGUGGUACGGAGUCGGAUGGAGGAGAAACAGAUCCACGUCCGGGACGUUCGGUUAAACGGCUCUGCAGCCAGCCACAUUCUGCACGGGGAUAGCGGACUGGGCUUUAAGGACCUUGACCUCAUAUUUUGCGCAGAUAUGAAAGGUGAAAGCGAUUUCCAGACUGUGAAAGACAUCGUUUUGGACUGUCUCCUGGAUUUUUUACCCGACUGUGUGAAUAAAGAGAAAAUAACCCCUCUGACGUUAAAGGAAGCCUAUGUUCAGAAGAUGGUGAAGGUGUGUAAUGACUCAGACCGCUGGAGCCUCAUCUCCCUCUCCAACAACCGGGGGAAGAAUGUGGAGCUGAAGUUUGUGGACUCUCUUCGGAGGCAGUUUGAGUUCAGCGUGGACUCCUUUCAGAUCAAACUGGACUCCCUGCUGCUGUUCUACGAGUGCUCAGAGAACCCAAUGGCCGAGACCUUCCAUCCCACCAUCAUGGGCGAGAGCGUGUACGGGGACUUCAGUGAGGCCCUGGACCACCUACGCAACAAGAUCAUCUGCACCCGGAACCCUGAGGAGAUCCGAGGCGGGGGUCUGCUGAAGUACUGUCACCUGCUGGUGAGGGGUUUCCGGGCCGCCUCCGAGUCAGAGAUGAAGUCCCUGCAGCGCUACAUGUGCUCGCGCUUCUUCAUUGACUUCCCUGACAUCGGUGAGCAGCAGCGCAAGCUGGAGUCCUACCUUCAAAACCACUUUGUGGGCCUGGAGGACCGCAAGUAUGACUACCUGAUGACCCUCCACGGGGUGGUCAACGAGAGCACGGUGUGCUUGAUGGGACACGAGAGGCGGCAGACCUUAGGGCUCAUAGCCAUGCUGGCAGUGCGAGUUCUGGCCGAGCAGAACGUCAUCCCCAAUGUGGCUAAUGUUACAUGUUACUACCAACCUGCUCCUUAUGUGGCAGACGGCAACUUCAGUAACUACUACAUAGCACAGGUACAGCCGGUGUUUGCUUGCCAGCAGCCUGCAUACUCCACCUGGCUGCCCUGUAACUGAGUCAGGCCCGAGGAAAGGUGGAGGGAGAGAAUCUGAUGUGUUUAAACAGGAGUGAGCGGCAUAGUUGCAGCCUCAAACCUGCUCAGUGUUUGACAGCUGACAGAAAAAGAAGUCUUUUUAAAGCUUGUGUUUAUGUUCAUACGUUGAGUAUGAAGAGUUGGCUUUCACUUCAAGCUCGCAUUUCAAUGUGAAUAUCUUGCAUUUCUUGAAAUGCCGAUGUCUUCUGAUCCUGCCCAGGCCAGCCAGGUUUGGAAAAGACUAAUUUUGGGUAGCUUGGAAAUAAAGGCUAAAUGCAAAUGUGUCACAGCCUCGAACGCAAGCAGCAGAACUGUCAUCGAAAGUGUACGAGGCUGAUUGAAUCUGUCGAGAAGUGUUUAGCCAGCGCGUUCCAACAGCAGACCAAACAGCUGCAUCAGUUGAAGUUGACAGCUACUCCACACACACACAAACACACACACGCACGCACGCACACACACACUCUAGGUGAACUCAGAGGUGUGUGCAGGGCUCCAAAAGAAGCACCCUAGACUCUGCUUUCAUGUCAGCUGAACUGAGGUGAGAUGAAUUUAAACCAGUUUGAGUAACAAGCUGGCAUCUCUGCCUUGCAUUUGGAUAUAAUUAUGGUUGUUUACAGACCAAAGAUUUUUUUGAUUGUUUCUAACAUUAAAACCCAAUUUUGAUGGGGAACAAUGAGCGAAAUAUGAAGCUAUGUCUAUUUGUAUAUGUGAAAACACGUGUGUUUUUAAGUGCCUAUUUGCCUCUCAGCAGGCAGAGAAAAGAAUGAGCAGGCCAUAUGAUUUUUGUGAAAUUAACCCCACUCUGUUUAUACACAAGACAAGAGCACCCCAGAGGCUUGUGAAUGUAUACGAGGAAUCGUGCACAGUCAGUGUUUGCAUACGUCUGGGUUGGAAAAGAGCACCGUCAAUGUGGGUUUUGCUGUAAAUUAGCAGUCAGGUGUGUGACUGACGGGUUGUUGCACGAUUCCUGUUUGUCGUGUGAAUUCGAAUUCGGAAGCUCAAAAUUUGACCACCUCAAACAUGCUGUAUUGCAUGCCCCCACUGAAUAUCUGGAGAGGGGAUGACAAGCAUUUUCAGAUCAUCAGCAAACAAACAACGCUGUCACUCACACACGGUUUCCUGUAUAUUUUGUAUAGUGGUGCUUCUUUUUUUCUCAUGUGAGAAAAAAGUAGGUAAAAAAAAAAAAAAGAA
Messenger RNA from Chelmon rostratus (copperband butterflyfish), 3045 nucleotides. It is a transcript of the gene tent5aa, whose product is annotated as terminal nucleotidyltransferase 5Aa. The transcript is spliced from 2 exons. Bases 632 to 1837 code for a protein of 401 amino acids. Gene Ontology annotation, molecular function: poly(A) RNA polymerase activity; RNA binding. The record is from RefSeq and is a predicted model, not a curated record. NCBI's taxonomy places the organism in Eukaryota, Metazoa, Chordata, Actinopteri, Chaetodontiformes, Chaetodontidae. Gene Ontology annotation, biological process: mRNA stabilization.